Messenger RNA from Calypte anna (Anna's hummingbird), 1182 nucleotides. RefSeq names its product inhibin subunit beta B (gene INHBB). Gene Ontology annotation, molecular function: cytokine activity; growth factor activity. NCBI's taxonomy places the organism in Eukaryota, Metazoa, Chordata, Aves, Apodiformes, Trochilidae. Gene Ontology annotation, cellular component: extracellular region. The record is from RefSeq and is a predicted model, not a curated record. Gene Ontology annotation, biological process: BMP signaling pathway; SMAD protein signal transduction.
AUGGACGGGGCGGCUCGCCGGGGGGUGCUGGCCGCGCUGCUGGUCUGCGGGCUGCUCCUGUUGGGUGCCGCGGCCACCCCAACCCCGCCGGCCCCCGCCGGCGGCUCCCCGCAGGACACAUGCACCUCCUGCGGCUUCCGGCGGCCCGAGGAGCCGGGCAAGGUGGACGGGGAUUUCCUGGAGGCGGUGAAGAGGCACAUCCUGAGCCGGCUGCAGAUGCGGGACCGGCCCAACAUCACGCACGCCGUGCCAAAGGCGGCCAUGGUCACGGCGCUGCGCAAGCUGCACGCCGGCAAGGUGCGGGAGGACGGCCGCGUGGAGAUCCCCAGCCUGGACGGGCAGGCGAGCGCUGGGCCCCCGGCCCACGACCCCGUCUCCGAGAUCAUCAGCUUCGCCGAGACAGACGAUCUGGCCUCAUCUAGAGUCCGCCUUUAUUUCUUCAUCUCGAAUGAAGGGAACCAGAACUUGUUUGUCGUUCAAGCCAGCCUGUGGCUUUACUUGAAGCUGCUUCCAUAUGUCUUAGAGAAAGGCAGCAGGCGAAAAGUAAGAGUCAAAGUCUAUUUCCAAGACCCGGACACUAGCAACAAGUGGAAUGUGGUUGAAAAGAAAGUUGAUCUCAAAAGAAGUGGUUGGCACACUUUUCCCAUGACAGAGGCCAUCCAGGCUCUGUUUGAGAGAGGAGAAAGGAGACUGAACUUGGAUGUUCAAUGUGAGGGCUGUGAAGAGUAUUCAGUGCUGCCAAUUUAUGUGGACCCCGGGGAGGAAUCCCACCGGGCCUUUUUUAGUGGGCAAGCCCGCCUCGCCGAUAACAAACACAGGAUCCGGAAAAGAGGCCUGGAGUGCGAUGGCAGGACCAAUCUAUGUUGCACGGCAACAGUUUUUACAUUGAACUUCAGACUCAUUGGGUGGAAUGACUGGAUCAUAGCACCAUCAGGUUACUAUGGGAAUUACUGUGAAGGGAGCUGCCCGGCCUACUUGGCCGGUCCCGGGUCGGCUUCCUCCUUUCACACCGCUGUCGUGAAUCAGUACCGAAUGCGGGGGCUGAACCCCAAGGCACCGUGAACUCCUUGUUGCAUUCCAACCAAACUUAGCACAAUGUCAAUGCUGUACUUUGAUGAUGAAUACAACAUUGUGAAAAGGGACGUUCCCAAUAUGAUUGUGGAAGAAUGUGGUUGUGCUUGA